UUUUAAUGUUUCAAAUUACAUCUUACAUACUUGUGUAAGACGCUUCAACACUCAUCACCUGCAUUUUUUACUGCAGCUAGCUAGCUACUCAACUCUUUUAACUUUAUUUGCUGUUACUUUGAGAUAUACUUAGAUCUUACUUUUUCAUUUCCGAAAUCUUCUCAACUUUCAGUCACUCACUCACAAACACUCUCAUCAAUCAUCUUUUUCAUCCUUACAAGAUGUCAAGGCCUCUCUCCCAGUUUUUCAGGAUCAUAGUUACUGAAUAUCAUCAACAAAAAAAGCUUGUAAAACCCUGUAUGUUACCAAUAAAGAUUGUGAAGAAAUAUGGAGAAGGUUUAGCAAAAGUUAUCUGUUUAAAGACUCCUGAUGGUGAAGAAUGGAAAAUAAAUUUGGUGAACAAUGAUGGCAAAAUAUGGUUUGGAAAAGGUUGGAAGGAAUUCACACAGUAUUAUUCUCUAUGUCAGGGCCAUCUUCUGAUGUUUAAAUAUCAAAGAAGUUCUGAAUUUCAUGUAGACAUCUUUGAUAAUACAACCGUUGAGAUAAACUACCCUCUCAAAAGAGUUGAAGCUGAAAAGGUUUCAAACAAUGAGGAAGAUCGUAGAACAAGUAAGAAGAGAAAAGCUAACUCUUCCUUUGAAUUUGGAAGCACUAGUUGUGCCAAGCAUCAUCCUCACAAGAGAAGCAAAGUAAAACAAGUGAAAACAACACUUGAAAGGGCAAAAGAGUUCAAAACAUCUAAUCCAUCAUUUAUUCUUGCCAUGGGUACAUCAUAUGUUGAAAGCAGAUAUUGUUUGACAAUUCCUUGUGAAUUUGGUAAGAGACAUUUUGACUUGAAAAAGAAGAUAGGAGACAUUUAUUUUGGGAUGUUGGGUGAGGAAAGAGUUUGGCGUGCACGGUACGCAAUCAAGAUGAACAGAAGAAGAAUGAAGUUUGAAGUCACAGGUGGAUGGUAUAAAUUCUCAAAGUACAAUAAUUUGAGAGUCGGUGAUGUUUGUAACUUUGAGCUCAUUCUUAAGACUGACAUGACUUUUCAAGUUCACAUUUUUAGAAAAACAAAUGAAGACAACAGUAAGACUAAUUGAAGUUUGGUUUUGUUGAAUGAAUUGAUGUAGUAAACCUUUUGUAUUACUUGCAUACUUGGUGAAGAGUAAACCUCUAUUUGGAAAAUGAGUGAUUUGAAUUUCUCUUUCUGAUU
This is a messenger RNA of Lathyrus oleraceus (garden pea), 1198 nucleotides long. RefSeq names its product B3 domain-containing transcription factor VRN1. The transcript has 5 exons. NCBI's taxonomy places the organism in Eukaryota, Viridiplantae, Streptophyta, Magnoliopsida, Fabales, Fabaceae. Gene Ontology annotation, molecular function: DNA binding. Bases 222 to 1085 code for a protein of 287 amino acids. The record is from RefSeq and is a predicted model, not a curated record.